GACAUGUGACCCGACUCUUUAAAACUUCAGAGGAUCAGUUGCUGAGCGGUAGUGGAAGAAGAAUCAUUUCCGGAUAAUUUAGCUACCUUUUAAAUCAUUUCGACCUGAAACAACAUGGCGAACGGGCACGUGAAGAUCCAUGACGUGUUUAACAACCAAACCGGCCUGAACAGCAGUAUUAACUGUGACGCUAAAGCUACCUCAGGCUCGGACGACAUGGAGGACUCGGAGGAGCUCAGGAUCCUCAAGGCCUACUUCAACAAGAGACAGCCAAAAAAACCUUCAUCUGCACAGCACAGACAGACUCCAGUAACGGGGAGCACAGACGAUAACAAACUCUCCCCUCAAACUGAAAUACAGGAGAAGAAAAAGAAGAAGAAGAAGAAGAAUCAUCUUUUCCCCAAACUUCUUAGCUGUAUCAGACCUGGAAAACAAGAAAGAGAAGAGCCAUACGAUACGAGGCCUGAUGAUGGCGUGGAAGUUCGUUCUUUAGAUCCCCCUAUAGGGACAGGUGAGGUUGUGACGUACCUAGUGGAAGAAGAAGAGGAGGAUGAUCUUAAAGAUGUAGAGGUAGCGAGCAGACUGACAGACAUCGCUGAUGAGAUCCCGUUCCUUCCUCCUGAUAUAGAGACAGACGCGGCAGAAGAUGAGAACGUGGAGAGGAUAAUCGGCCUGCUGCUCAGGGAGUGUGGAGACCGACUGGACGAGAAAGAGCUGAAAGGUUCUGGUAUAUCCCUAGAACUUUUUUCGGACUACAACUUCUUUAGGAGGCUAAUGCAGACGCUUCUCAUGAGGAUGGGCCUCAGGAGCCCCGACCCAGACUCCCCGGGUCCAAAAGCAUCUCCCAAAACUCAGAUCGCUGUCACCUGUGAGGUCACCACCCGUCUGUCAGCGCUCCACACACUGCCCACGAACCGACUGUUGGGCCACGGAGCCAGAUAUCUGCAGCAGUAUUAUUCCUCCUGGGCCCAGCAGCAGGGCGGAUAUGAGGAAGCCUUUCACAGUGACGAUGAGGAGGACGUCGAGUGAACAGAACAUUCUCAAAAAAAUGCAAAAGGACUAAAAUCAGACUCGGGGAAACAAAUGUAUUAUUCUGCCACUUCAACUAACAUGCAAAUAAAGCCCAGAGCAUUAACGUAUCCGCAGCUGCAUGCAUUAGAAUAAUAUAUAAUUGUGUUAUUCUGGGAUUAAAAGCACACAUAUUUGUAUUGUUCAGGUUUUUCAAUGAACUUUAGCCAAACACAAAACUAUUAUCCUGCCAUUGAUAGCUACCGUUGUUUGCGAUUUUAAUUGUUAUUUUGUAAAAAAAUUGUUAUUCAGGGAGAUAAAGGGUAACUAGCAAUUUUAAAUUAGAACUAUUUAUGCUGUUGAAUUUACGUAAGACAAUGACAUUUUGUAGCAUUUGCACUUUUUUAUAAAAAAUGAAUGUUUUUAAGAGUUUCUGAGGGAUGCACAAUGUGGGUUAUCUGUAAUUGUUCCUGGUUUUAAUUGUUUUACUUAUGUCAAAAGGUGCCAAAGAAACUUCUGUUUCAGAAUUACGCAUGAAUGCUAAUGUACAUGACUUGAAAUAAACUGUUCAUUGUAAUUCAA
Messenger RNA from Notothenia coriiceps (black rockcod), 1590 nucleotides. RefSeq lists its product as uncharacterized. Bases 115 to 1029 code for a protein of 304 amino acids. The transcript is spliced from 7 exons. Gene Ontology annotation, biological process: regulation of extrinsic apoptotic signaling pathway. The record is from RefSeq and is a predicted model, not a curated record. NCBI's taxonomy places the organism in Eukaryota, Metazoa, Chordata, Actinopteri, Perciformes, Nototheniidae.